Penicillium subrubescens is the source of this 1422-nucleotide messenger RNA. RefSeq lists its product as uncharacterized. The record is from RefSeq and is a predicted model, not a curated record. The transcript has 5 exons. Gene Ontology annotation, molecular function: oxidoreductase activity, acting on the aldehyde or oxo group of donors, NAD or NADP as acceptor. Lineage: Eukaryota; Fungi; Ascomycota; Eurotiomycetes; Eurotiales; Aspergillaceae. Bases 1 to 1422 code for a protein of 473 amino acids.
AUGGAUUUGUCCCGGAUCCUCGCCGCGAAUAUCGACGGCCGCACCCAGAACACGCGGUACCGUCAAACACAGUUCCAUCGCCUGCAGUCGGUGCUUGUCGAGCAUGUUGCUGAGAUUCAGGAUGCGAUUCGCGCAGACUCGGGACAUACUCAGCAGGAGAUCCGCGCUGAGGUGGUCCUCGCGCUGCAAGAACUGCGAACGCAUUAUAAAUCCUUGAGCUUGAAGAAGGACUUGGAGGUUGAGUAUCGCAUUGCGCAAGGAAAGGAUAAUGCUGAGAAUGUGGAGGGUGCUGGUAUUGUGUAUAUCGUGCCGUCUACACAUACCCUCUUCUUCUCGGUCAUUUCUGCUUUGACGGCAGCUUUGGCCGCUGGAAAUUGUAUCGUCCUGGAGCUCCCCCAAACAACCAUGGCCCUGCCUGCGCUCCUGCGUCAGAUCCUCCCCGAAGCCCUGGAUCACGAUACCUUUGCGAUCACAAGCCAACGACCCGACUCCUCAUUCCUGAGCAAGGUUUUGCUGGUGGUACAGACCGGUGCAGAUGGAUCCAACGGACUGAUUUCACCCGCCAUUUCACGAAGUGUUGCGAUCGUUGAUCGCACCGGCAAGGUUGCUGAAGCCGCCGAGUCUCUGGUCGCUGCUCGUUUCGCGCUGGGUGGACGGUCACCAUACUGCCCAGAUGUCGUGUUAGUGAAUGAGUUUGUGAUGAAGCCAUUUGUUGAGGCUGUUAUUCAGCAUGCCUCGAAAUACCUCGCUGGAGAGAAUGGUGAGGCUAGACAGGUUUCCACGUCGCCACGACGACCCGGUGUUCUCGACUCUAUUCACAAAGACCGGUCAGCUCGCGUGUUGGUAUCGGGUAGUAACUGGGGAGUGGUUGAGGUGCAGGAUCGAAACUCGCCUCUGUUGAAGAAGAAGAUCGAUGAGAAGGUCUUGGUGGUGCAUCCUGUUACCAGCUUGGAUGAUGCUAUUGACAUCAACUUCAAUGAGAAUCUCACGGCAGUCUAUGCAUUCGCAGCACCUGCUUCAGCCAAGUACCUCACCCAAUUCAUCGACGCCGACAUCUCCUGGGUGAACCAUGUCCCCAGCCACAUGCUGAUCGGUCCCGCCCUCCCCCGAAACACACCUUACAGCCCCCGAACCCGCUACGCAACAUCUUCAUUCCAGAAGCCUCGUCCCCAACUCAUCAACCCAUCCGCCACCGCUCACGCCACGCAUACAAUUCUUGAAAACAAGAACACCGUCAAGUCUGACGCACUCUGGCGUGAGGCAAUCGCCCCUCUCCCUUCCACCAAGCAGCGACCUGGUUUCAAGAUUGGAUUCUUCGAGCAAGGAAUCAUUACUGGUGUUAGUCUCACACUGAUAUCGCUUGUGGCAACGGUGUCGACACUGGGAUACUACACCUGGACGUUUGUGAAGUUGCGUAUUUAG